Molecule: messenger RNA, 1258 nt
Organism: Centruroides sculpturatus (bark scorpion)
Lineage: Eukaryota; Metazoa; Arthropoda; Arachnida; Scorpiones; Buthidae
Product: inner centromere protein-like
Exons: 7
Coding region: 208-1035 (275 amino acids)
Biological process (GO): metaphase chromosome alignment; meiotic spindle midzone assembly; positive regulation of protein serine/threonine kinase activity
Cellular component (GO): meiotic spindle midzone; midbody; kinetochore
Molecular function (GO): protein serine/threonine kinase activator activity
Source: RefSeq, a predicted model, not a curated record
UCAACAGAUUCAAAUGAUAAAAGUUUAUCAAUAGGAAUAAAUGCUACUCCAACUACUUCUGUUACAAUUUGUGCAAAGAAAAAGCGUAGUAAUCAUUUUGGUUAUUUAUCUAAGUACUCAAGUGGUUAUUUAAAAAAGACUCCUCAGCCAGGUUUACUGUGUGCAAGUCAGAAAAGUUUGAUAGCUCGAGUUAAAAGUAUAAAACAAAUGACUCCCAAAAUCAGAGAGAGAAGUGUUGAAGAAGAACUCAAAAAAAGGCAAAAGCGAGAAGAGGAAGUCAUCCAAAAAAAAUAUAAUUUACUCAAUAUGAAAAGUGAAGAGAAAAAAAGAAAGAGAGAAGAAAGGAUGCGCAGAGCUAUUGAAAUGCGCCAAAAAUUAGAACAAGAAAAAGAAUUAAAACGUACUUUAGAAAUGACAAAAGAAGAAAGAUCUGCCAAGAAGGAAACUGAACUCAAACAAAGACAAAGAGAGAUUAUUAAAAAGAAACAAUUGGCCCAAAAACAAAGAAGAGAUGAAGUGGAGAAGAGACGUAAAGAAGAAGAAAAAAACAGAUUACUGAAACUUAGAGAUCAGACACCUUGUAAACAUAAAUUUCUUCAAAAGUUAAUAUCAAAUGAAUGUGCAUCAAAAGAAAUAGAAAUGAAAAAUGACAAAGAAGUAUCAAAUGAAGAAAUGGCUGCUGUUUUGGAUGCAACAUACAUUAAAAAUGAAGAGGAAAAUAUAAAAAGUAAUGUUGAAGAGGAAGUUUGUUCAUCAUCUAGUUCUUCAGAUGAUUCAAAUAUUUAUGAUGAUUAUGAUAUUAACGAUUUAAAAUCUGAUGAUGAUACUGAUAAUGAAAAUGCUCCAAGAAAGAAGAUACCAUCUUGGGCUCAAGGUCUCCAGCUUCGUGCUGCAUUGCUACAACAGUAUCAUAAUCCACCUGACAUUUAUGCUAUAUUUGGCAAAAUUGAAUUUCCUGAUCUAACAGAAAUAUUUCCAACACAAAAAAGGCCUUUCCAGAAAAGAACAAGUUCUGCAGAAUGGUUCUACUACUAGUCAUUUUUCCAAAAUUUUGAUUUAAAAUUUUAUUGUUAAUUCCAAAUAUUUAUUAUAUAUAUCUUUUUUUUAUUGUAUAUAUCUUUUAUUUAUAACAGUUGUAUAGUUUGUACUAAGACACUAAAAAUAUAUUUUGUAAUUGAGAUUACAUACUGUGUUGAAUAAGUGAUGAGAUUCAAACAUGAUAUAUCAGCAUUAUUAACUGUAUAAUAAUUUUUUUUUG